Messenger RNA from Talaromyces marneffei, 2475 nucleotides. RefSeq lists its product as uncharacterized. Lineage: Eukaryota; Fungi; Ascomycota; Eurotiomycetes; Eurotiales; Trichocomaceae. Gene Ontology annotation, biological process: chorismate biosynthetic process; shikimate metabolic process. Bases 1 to 2475 code for a protein of 824 amino acids. Gene Ontology annotation, molecular function: 3-dehydroquinate dehydratase activity; shikimate 3-dehydrogenase (NADP+) activity. The transcript has 2 exons. The record is from RefSeq and is a predicted model, not a curated record.
AUGGACACAGCAUCCGUCGGCGGCCCUUCUCGCAGUCCGUUCGAUCUGUCGCUGGAUAAUUCACGGAAGCGCAGCUUCGAUCAGACGCAAUUGCAACAAGAGAACAAUGGAUCCUCGCGCCAAGCCACUCGCAGCCACUCUCAUCCUAGAGAGGACUUGGAGCGCCAUUCCAGGCACAUAGUUUCCCUGUCGCCGCCCAAUAGAUCGCCCAGUCUGGACGAUCCAGAGAACCGCCUAUACGAGUCGCCGCUAUUAGCUAGGCAAUAUCGUGGUGAUGAGAGUAUUAUCCUGGUGGGCUUUCCCAGCGCAGGCAAGAAAACCCUUGGUCUGAUAGCAUCCGCCGCUCUGCGGCGAGAAUUUGUGGAUUUCGACACCGUUUUCACGGGGAGGACAGGGCUCCCUCCUCGAGAAUACAUUGAGGCGCAUGGGGCAACGGCAUAUCGAAAUCUGGAAGAUGAGGUGACUAGUGGGAUAAUUGGCUCGAGACAGAAAGGUUGCAUUCUUGUCGGAUUCUUUGCCAUGGCAAGCAACCGCCAGCGUCGACUAUUGAAAUCAUUGUCCCAGACAAACCCUAUCAUACACAUUCAAAGGGAUCUUGAGAACAUAAUCAACCGAACCAAUUCGGACAAAAACCGGCUGUAUAGAACUUAUCAGUUGAGUGAGAAGCUGCACCGCAGGUUUGCAAACUUUGAGUUCUUCAAUAUAUCUCAACCAUUGAUGGACGAUAAAGCACUUGGACCCCUCAAACUAAAAGCGACCGAAGGGGAGUUCAUCCGGUUUCUCAAUGGCAUUUUCCCCCAGUUUGAAGAUGCAAAGGCACUUGCCAAUAUUUGUUCACACCCGCACACGUAUGCGCUGCAAGUUCCAAUGUCAUCGUUAGAGGAUAUUCAAGCCGACUACACGGAGCUUGACUCUGGAGCGGACGCAGUCGUAAUACUGGUUGAAAUGACCCCUGGAAAUCAACAUGAAAUCUUUUCUCAACUGUCGCAAAGAGUUGCAGUAUUGAGAAAGUACUGCCAUGUCCCUAUGAUCGUUGACCUAGAGAUGUCGACGACCACGAGCUAUAUAGCUCAAGCGAACUUGUUAGAACUCGUUGUUCGGCAAGCACCAGACAUCAUCGUUGUCUCACUAGACACGAGUGCAGUCCUAGCCAAACAAUUACAGCUUGCUAAAUGCCGUUCUAAGAUCAUUGGGAAAUACCACCAAAAAGGAUCGGUUUCCGAACACUGGAACUGGGGUACUCUGCCCGAUGUCUUUGACAAAGCAAGCUUACUACACUGCAGUGCCAUAAGGCUCACUGGAGAGGCACAUGAACCUAGUGAUAAUCUUGGGUGUAUCAAGGUGAUCCUAGAGGCACAGAAACUGAGUGACUUUCCGGUGAGCUGCUACAAUACGGGAGAAUUUGGCCGUUCAUCUGUUUGCUUGAACCCUCUUUUAUCUCCCGUCGUCCUCCCAUCGCAAGCUACGAGUCGAGGGGUCACUCUGGCAGAUGCCCAGAGAGCAUUAUAUUCUUCUUUUUGGCGAUCAAAGAAACAUUUCACGGUUUUUGGACAGAAUGUUUCAUAUAGCUUGACCCCAGCUAUGCAUAAUGCUGCGUGCGCUGCAUGUGGAAUGCCGCAUAUUUGUGACUAUGUGGAAAGUGAUCGGUUGGCUCGCAUUCGCGAAGUCUUUCAACGUGACUCGCAGGGUGGGCUUGCCAUUGUAUAUCCAUACAAAACUGAGGUUGUGCAGAUGAUGGAUGAAAUGAGCCUCGAUGCCAAAGUUAUUGGCGCGGUCAAUACUGUUGUUAUUGAAAGAAUUUCUACGCGCGAAGACAGUCCAAGGUUAUACCUUAAAGGCUACAAUACUGACCACAUUGGGAUCCGUACGUGUAUCGAGAAAAAUCUCUCGCCUGCGAAUGCAGUACGAUCACAAACGAGCGCGCUGAUUAUCGGCGCUGGUGGCAUGGCUCGUGCUGCCAUAUAUGCUUGCGUCAAAGCUGGUGUUAAAAACAUUUGUAUUUUCAAUCGAACUGAAGCGAAUGCUCGUAGACUUGCGGAUUAUUUUGCCACUGUCUUCCCUGAUCUGCGAUUGACCGUCCUCACUGCACUCAGUGCUCCAUGGCCUACUGAUUUGUGGCAGCCCACGAUUAUUGUGUCUUGCAUCCCUGCACAUAAAGUUGGUGAUAAUGACGCGCCGGACUUGCUCAUCCCAGAACAUUGGUUAGGUAGUCCGACGGGAGGUGUUUUUGUUGAGUUUGCAUACAAACCUCUGGUCACCCGACUGAUUCGGCAUAUGCAAUCUCGGCGAUCUCAAGGAUGGAUUGUCGCCGAUGGUCUCGACGUGCUUGUCGAGCAGGGUAUUGCUCAAUUUGAAAUAUUUACGAACAGACCUGCACCCAGCCACAUUAUGCGACGCACCGUACGAGAACAAUACUUCACUGCCCAAGAUGCCCAGCAUGAUCAUGAGGCUGCAGACACAGAUGUCCAUCCUUGA